This is a messenger RNA of Aricia agestis (brown argus), 12691 nucleotides long. RefSeq names its product spectrin beta chain, non-erythrocytic 2 (gene kst). NCBI's taxonomy places the organism in Eukaryota, Metazoa, Arthropoda, Insecta, Lepidoptera, Lycaenidae. Gene Ontology annotation, biological process: actin cytoskeleton organization. The transcript has 74 exons. Gene Ontology annotation, molecular function: actin filament binding; phospholipid binding. The record is from RefSeq and is a predicted model, not a curated record. The coding region runs from base 239 to 12538 and encodes 4099 amino acids. Gene Ontology annotation, cellular component: cell junction; plasma membrane; cortical actin cytoskeleton.
CCGUGUAGUCGUCACUCGUCAGUUCGCGAACAACGCUCGCCGCGCCCGCGCCUCUUGUGAUACCGCGACCGUGGUCCGUGACUAGUGUACACAACUACACAGUGCACACAGUGAAUACCUGGUGUCAGUGUAAAUAUUUCCUUACUUUUAGCGAGUGCAAAAUAUUAGGGCAUUAGAAGACAGUAAAGCCAGGUGAUAACAAGUGAGACGUGUAAGUGUGGGGUGAGAUGUUACCGGGAUGAACAGACAGCUGAGCAACGUCAGCAUAGGGUCCUACCAGGACUACCAGCCCUCCAGGAAAUAUGGGCCGCAGUAUGAGCCGGGCGGGUACGCGGCGGCGGUGCAGCAUCGUACCAACAUGACGCAGCGCGAGGACGCGCUCAAGUUCGAGCAGGGCCGGAUCCGCGCGCUGCAGGAGGAGCGCCUGCACAUACAGAAGAAGACCUUCACAAAAUGGGUCAACUCCUUCUUGCAGAAGGCGCGGAUGGAGGUGGAGGACCUGUUUCUGGACCUGGGCGACGGGCGACGCCUGCUGAAGCUGCUGGAGAUCAUCAGCGGCGAGCGCCUGCCGCGGCCCAACUCCGGCCGCAUGCGCGUGCACAAGAUAGAGAACGUCAACAAGUCCCUCAGCUUCCUCCACACCAAGGUGCGGCUGGAGUCGAUCGGCGCGGAGGACAUCGUGGACGGCAACCCGCGCCUCAUCCUCGGCCUCAUCUGGACCAUCAUCCUGCGCUUCCAGAUACAGGAGAUUGAGAUCGACGUGGACGAGGAGAAUGAGUCGUCGGAGAAGAAGUCGGCGAAGGACGCGCUGCUGCUGUGGUGCCAGCGCAAGACGAGCGGCUACAGCGGCGUGCACAUACACAACUUUACCGACUCCUGGCGCUCCGGCCUCGGGUUCAACGCGCUCAUACACGCACACAGGCCGGACCUGUUCCGCUGGUCGGAGGUGCCGACGGCGGACCACGUGGAGACGCUCAACCACGCCUUCGACGUCGCGCACAAUAACCUCGGUAUACCGCGCCUGCUCGACGCCGAGGACGUGGACACGACUCGGCCGGACGAGAAGUCGGUGAUGACGUACGUGGCGAGCUACUACCACACCUUCGCGCGCAUGAAGAACGAGCAGAAGAGCGGACGACGCAUCGCCAACAUAAUCGGUCAGCUGAUGGACUGCGACGGGCGCAAGGCGGAGUACUCGCGGCUGGUGAGCGCGCUGCUGGAGUGGAUCCGGCGCAAGAUCGCCGAGCUCGACGACCGCGACCUCCCCAACGCGCUCGACGCCAUCCAGCGCCUGCUGCUCGCCUUCAAGCAGUACCGCACCGUCGAGAAGCCGCCCAAGUACAAGGAGCGUUCGGAGAUCGAGGCGCUGUACUUCGACAUAAACACGAUGCAGAAGCAGCUGGUGGGCGAGGCGUGGGCGCCGCUCGACGGCCAGCUGCCGCAGGACCUGGAGCGCGCCUGGCAGCAGCUCGAGCAGGCGGAGCACGCGCGCGAGCUGGCCCUGCGCACCGAGCUGCUGCGCCAGCAGCGCCUGGAGCAGCUGGCGUACAAGUUCCACACCAAGUCCGUGCUGCGGCAGGGCUACCUCAAGGAGAUGAUCCAGGUGCUGUCCGACCCGCGCUACGGCUCCAACCUCGCGCAGGUCGACGCCACCGUCAAGAAGCACGAGGCCAUCUCCGCCGACAUUCUCGCGAGGACGGAGAGAUUCGAGGACCUGUCGGCGAUGGCGGCGGAGCUGGUGCGCGAGCGCUGGCACGGCGCGGAGGGCGCGGCGCGCACGGAGCAGGCGGUGCUGGCGCGCUGGCGCGAGCUGCUCGACCUGCUGGAGAGACACCGCACCGCGCUGCAGACGCUCGCACACCUCACCGCGCUGCUGCGCGACGCCGACGCCGCCGCCGCCGACCUCGCCGAUAUAAAGAGUCAGUUCGAGUCGGAGGAGGUGGGUCGUCACCUGACGGACGUGGAGCGGCUGCUGUCGGCGCACGCGCUGCAGGAGCUGCAGCUGGGCGCGCUCGACGACAGCGUGCGCCGGCUCGUGCGGCAGGGCGCCGCCGCCUCUGGCCCGCCCGCCCCCAUGCAGCAGCUGCGUACGCAGCUCGACAAGCUCAGCGAGGCGCUUGACAGUUUAAUGGCAGCGGCGAAGGAGCGCAAAGCCAGAUUGGAGGACGCGAGAAAUUUAUAUCAGUUCCUAGAGGACCACGAUGAGGAGGAAGGGUGGGUGACUGAGAAGCAGCGGAUCUGCCGCGCGGAGGUGGCGGCGAAGGACCUGCGCGGCGUGACGGCGCUGCGGCACAAACACACGGCGCUGCUGCACGAGCUGCGCGCCCGGGACCUCGUCGCCCAGAGACACCGCGCCAAGGGACAGAGCCUGAUCGACGCGAAGCACCCGAAGAGCGGCGAGAUCGAGCGGCGGCUGAACACGCUGAGCGCGCAAUGGGCGGUGCUGCGCGAGCUCGCCGACGCGCGCGACAAGGAGCUCGCCGACGCCGCCGAAGCACAUCAAUUUUACGGCGACGCGAACGAGGCGGAGUCGUGGAUGAAGGAGAAGCGCGCGCUCGUGGCGAGCUCAGACCUGGGGGCGGACGCGCCGGGCGCCGCCGCGCUGCUCGCCCGCCUGCGGAUAGUGCACGACGAGCUGCGAGCACAUCGCGCCGAGCUCGACACACUACACGCCUCCGCCGACCGCCUGCAGGCCGCCGGCAUUCACACGCUGAAGCUGCCGACGGAGGUGGAGGGGGGCGGGGAGGAGGAGUGGGCGAGCGAGUCGCGGCUCGUGCCCACCGAGGUGUGGGAGGAGCAGCCCGUUGAGCGCCUCGAACACCGCACCGUCACAGAGGAGCGCAGCGUGCCGCAGGUGAAGGCGUUGUACGCGUUCAGCGGGCAGGGCAUCUCGAUGGCGAAGGGCGAGGUGAUGUUCCUCAUCAACAAGACGAACCCCGACUGGUGGUCCGUGCGCAAGGCCGACCGCACCGACGGCUUCGUGCCUGCCAACUACGUGCGAGAAAUAGAACCCAGGGUUGUACCGGUGCAAGUGCGGCGGCCGGAGAAGGUGCGCACGGUGCAGCGCGUGAAGAAGACGGUGCUGGUGAAGCAGGUGGUGCAGGUGAAGCGAGCCGCCCCGCGCCGCGCCCGCGCCGCCGCGCCCGCCGUGCCCAGCGUGCCCGACAAGAUGGCCGCCAUCGACCGCGAGUAUGAGGAGCUUCUUCAGCUAUCGGAGGCGCGGCGCGCGCAGCUGGAGGACGCCAUCAAGCUGUUCAGCUUCUUCGCCGAGUGCGACGACUUCGAGAAGUGGAUGAAGGACAAGGAGAAGAUGCUGAAGACCGACGACCCCGACGACAGCGUCGUCACAGCCAAGAGAAAAUACGAGAAAUUCGUGACGGAUCUGUCGGCGGCGUCGAAGCGGCUGGAGCAGAUCUCGGAGGCGGCGGCGGCGCUGGCGGCGUCCGGCCACGCCCAGGGCGCGCGCGCCGCCGCCCGCCACGCCCAGCUCAAGCAGGCCUGGGAGCGCCUGCUGCGGCUCAAGCGCCAGCGCGAGCGCAGUCUCGAGGGCGCCUCUAGCGUGGAGCUGUUCAACCGCACGUGCGACGAGGCGCUGGACUGGAUGUCGGAGAAGGAGCAGCAGCUGGGCGCGGUGGGGGCAGGCGCGGCGGGCGACCUGCGCACCGUGCGCGCGCUGCAGCGCCGACACGCCCAGCUCGAGCGCGAGCUCCAGCCGCUGCGCGAGAAGGUCGACACCGUGGGCCUGCUCGCCGACUCGGUGAAGUCGCAGUACCCGAGCGAGAAGGCGAACGUGGAAGCGAGACAGCGCGAGCUGCAGCGCGUGUGGGAGCGGUGCGCCGCGCAGGCCGCAGAACGCCGCGCGCGCCUCGAGAGCGCCGUCGGACACCAGAUCUUCGGCAACAGCGCCGCGCUGCUGCACGACUGGCUGCUGAAAACCCGCGAGCAGCUGGCGGCGGAGGUGACGGCGAAGGACGUGGCGACGGCGGAGGCGCUGCUCAAGCAGCACCAGGAGCUCGAGGACGACAUCAAGGCGCACGACGAUGAGUUCAAGGAAGUGAUCGGUCUGGGCCGGCAGCUGCUGAGCAACAACCCCGCGCUCGCCGACGUCGCCGACAACAUCGAGCAGCUCGAGGCGGAUCAGGCCGCGGUUAAAAAAGAGUGGGCGGACAAGGAGGCGCACCUGCGGCAGUGCCUGCAGCUGCAGAGUCUAAACCGCGAGGCCGACCACAUCGACGCCGCCAGCGGCGCGCACGAGGCCGUGCUCGCACACGCCGACCAACCGUCGUCGGCGGACGAGGCGGCGGCGCUGCUGAAGCGUCACGAGGAGCUGGAGGCGCGGCUCGCGGCGCAGGACGAGCGCGUCGCCGCGUACGCCGCGCGCGCACACGCCGCCAUGCCCAACCACUACGCCCAACAACAUAUCGCGGCGCGUCGUGCGGCGGUGUUGGAGCGACGCGAGCGCGUGAAGGCGGCCGCCGCCGAGCGCCGCCGCGCGCUGCUCGCCAGCCUGGCUCAUCAACAGUUCAUGGCGGCCGCGGAGGAGCUGCAGGCGUGGAUACACGACAAGACCAAGACCGCCAGAGACCAGAGCUACAGGGAUCUUACAAAUUUGGAAAGAAAAUUACAAAAGCACGAAGCUUUCGAGAGAGAGCUGCAAGCCAAUGAGAAGCAACUAAGAAAUGUCGAAAGCAUGGGAGUGUCGCUGCAGAAGUCUGACAGUGCACGUGCGUCGGCGGUGGGCGCGCGGCUGGAGGAGCUGACCGCCGCGUGGGCCGCGCUCGUGGCCGCCUCGCGCGACAAGGGCGGCAAGCUGCGCCAGGCCUCGCAGCAGCGCCAACACCGCCGGUCGGUGGAGGACGCGAAGGCGCGGCUAGCGGAGCUGGAGCACGCGCUGGACAGUACGGAGGUGGGCGGUGACCUGCGCAGCUGCAAGCGCCUGCUGACGCGCCACACCGCGCUGGAGCAGGAGCUGACGCAGUGCAUCGCGCGCGCCGAGAACCUCGCCGCCGCCGGCGCCGAUCUCGUCUCCAGCGGACACUUCGACGGCCCCGCCAUCGAGCGCGAGUCCGCCGCGCUGCUGCAGGCCGCGAGAGACCUGCGCCCGCGCGCCGCCGCCCGCCGCGCCGCGCUCGAAAACAGUUUACAAUUGCAUAAGCUGAGCGCGGAGAUAGCGGGCGAGUUGGCGUGGGUCCGCGAGCGCGAGGCCGCGGCGGCGUCGACGGCGGAGGCGAGCGACCUGCUGGGCGCUCAGGCCGCGCAGAAGAAGCACGCCGCGCUGCGGGACGAGCUGCGCGCGCGCCGCCCGCACGUGGAGCGCGCGCUGCAGCAGGCGCGUGACCUGCCCGCGCAACCCAAGCACCACGUACAAAAGAUCCGGGAACUAUGUUCGGAGCUGGAGCGAGCAUACGAGGCGGUGAUAGUCGCCGCGGACGAGCGCGCCGGGCGGCUGGAGGCGUCGCUGCGCGCGCAGCAGUUCCUGCACGACGCGCUGGAGGUGGAGUCGUGGCUGGCGGACAAGGACGCCGCGCUCGCCGCCGCCGACGUCGGCCACGACCGCCACCGCGCCACGCAGCUGCUCACCAAGCACAAGGCGGUGCAGCUCGAGCUCGACACGUACGCGGCGAUCAUCGCAGAGAUGGGCCACACGGCGGCGGCGCUGGCGGCGAGCGGCGCGGGCGGCGCGGCGCUGACGCAGCGGCACGCGCAGCUCGCCGACAGCCUCGCCCGUCUGCAGCGCCGCGCCGCCGACCACCAGGCUGCGCUCGUCGAGAGCGUAUGCAGACACGAGUACAUGGCCGAGAGCGAGGAGCUGGAGAACUGGAUACACGAGCAGUACGCCGCCGCCUCCAGCGAGGACUACGGACAGGACUACGAACAUCUUCUUAUCCUGAAGUCUAAAUUUGAGGAGCUCCGUCAUCGCGUGGAGAGCGGCGCCGAAAGAUUUAAUCAGUGCGAGGAGCUGGCCAAAAAGUUGCUCGCAUCCGAGAGCCCCUAUAUUGCAGACAUCGAGAAACGCCAGGAAGCCUUAGGCGAGUCGUGGCAAAAACUAGUGGAGCAGAUCGGCGCACGCGGUGCGAAGCUGGCGGCGGCGGGCGAGCUGCACCGCUUCCACCGCGACGCCGCCGAGCUCGUGGCCCGCGCCGCCGACCGCCGCGCGCGCCUCGCCGCCCCGCCCCCGCCGCGCGACCUCCGCGCCGCCACCGCGCUCUUGCGGGACCACGACACGGCCGAGAACGACCUCGUCGCUAUCGACGCACAGAUACAGGUGUUGCAAGACGAGGGUGCUCGGCUGCAGAAGCUCUGCCCCGGUGGUAACGAGCAGCAGGUGGCGCUGCGCAUGCGCGCUCUCGCCGACGCGGGCGCCGACCUGCGCCGCGCCGCGCAGGAGCGCCGUCACCUCCUCAACCAACAUCUCCAGCUGCAUCAGCUGUUUUCGCAGAUCCGCGACCUCAUGUCGUGGUCGGCGGCGUUGCGCCAGGAGAUGGCCAACAGCGGCGCGGCGCGGUCGGCAGCGGCGGCGCAGGCGCAGCGCGCGCACCACGACGCGCUACGGGCGGAGAUCGACGCGCGCGACGACAGCUUCCGGCAGGUGCUGGCCACCGGGCAGCGGCUCAUCGCAGACGAGCACCCGAGCGCGGCCGAGAUCGAGGAGCGAUGCGGCGCGCUGGCGGCCGAGCGCGGCCGGCUGGCGGCUGCCUGGGCGGCACGGCAGGUGGCGCUCGACCAGCUCAUCGACUGGCACUGCUUCCUACGCGACGCCGCGCUUCUGCACGACCUUUGCGCUACUCAGGAGGCCGCGCUCAGUACCGAAAUAUCCCCCACCAGUAGCGUCGAGGAGGUGGACACGCAGUUGAAAAAACACGAAGCGUUCGAGAAGCUUCUCGCCACGCAGGACGAGAAGCUGACUACGCUGAACAGCCACGGCGACAAGCUGCUGCAGCAGAACCACGUCGAGAGUCAGCGCAUCGCCGACGAGCUGCUUCACAUUAAUGACCGGAGGAAAAAGUUGUACGAGACCGCAGCGCGGCGUCGGGACGCGCUAGUGCGGGCGCGCGCGAGGGCGCAGUUCUCCCGCGACGUGGCCGAGGCGCGCGGAUGGGUCGCCGACAAACUCGCACAACUCUCCGCAUAUCAUGGCGACGUGACGAACCUGGAGGACAAGAUGCGCAAACUGAAGAAGCACCAGGCGUUCACGGCGGAGCUGGCGGCGAACCGCGCGCGGCUAGCGGAGGCGCGCGACCUCGCCGACCAGCUGCAGCCCGACGACGACGUCACGCGUGACAUGCGCCAGCUGCACGACGACUGGGCGCGCCUCGAGCACGCCGCGGAGACCACCGGUCGCGGCUUAGAGGAGGCCCAGGACAUUCUGGAGUUCAAUCAGCACCUCGACAAGAUCGAGGCUUGGAUCAGGGACAAAGAGAUGAUGGUGCAAGCGAACGAGCUGGGUCGCGACUACGAGCACUGCGAGGCGCUGAUCCGCAAGCUGGACGACCUGGACAGCGACAUGAAGGUGGACGACAAGCACGUGCGCACCAUCGCCGCGCUCGCCGACAAGCUGCUGCAGCAGGGGCCCACCGCCGCCGCCGACGCCGUCGCCGCGCGCCGCGACUCCUGCCUCGCCAAGUGGGCGGCGCUCAGCGGCGCGCUGCAGCGGUACCGCGACCGCCUCGCCGCCGCCCUCCAGCUCCACUCCUUCAACAGGGACGUGGAGGAGACGGCCGAGCGCAUCGGCAAGAAGGCGGCGCUGUUCGGUCGCGACGAGCGCGGCAGCGAGCUGGCGGCGGCGCACGAGCUGCGGCGCCGCCACGCCGCGCGCGCGCAGGAGGCCUCCGCCAUCGCCGACAAGCUGCGCGCGCUCACCGCCGAUGGCCGACGUCUGGCUGACAGUCACCCGGAGCACGCGGAGGACAUCGUGGACAGGCUGCGGGCGCUGGACGAGGGCUGGGCGGAGCUGCAGCGGCUCGCCGAGCAGCGCACCAAGCUGCUGGACGAGGCCAUCGCCGAACACAAAUUCGAGGAGAGCUUGAAGGAAUUGGAGCUGUGGGUGUCGGAGACCGUGAAGCGUAUGGAGGGCGCCGAGCCCGAGAGCGUCGCCGACGCCGAGGCGCUCCUCGAGGCGCACCAGGAGAGAAAGGCGGAAAUCGACGGCAGGCAGAAGGCGAUCGCCGUGCUCAUGAAGGAGGCGGAGGAGGCGCGCGAUGCCGACAAGGUCCGCCGCGUCGAGAAGCUCGCCUCCACCCUCGACCAGGCCUGGCUGCAGCGCAAGACCUACCUCACACAGGCGCACUCGCUGCAGGUGUUCAAGGAGCAGGCGCGGCAGGUGGAGGACUGGCUCGCGGCCAAGGAGGCCUUCCUCAACAACGACGACCUCGGCGAGAACCUCGACGGCGUGGAGAGCCUACUGCGCAAGCACGGCGAGUUCGCGCGGCUGCUGGAGUCGCAGGGCGCGCGCGUGGACGAGCUGGCGCGAGCUGGCAACGCCGCGCUGCCCGAACACUACGACGCCGCCUACAUCCGCGACCGCCUCACCCGCGUGCAGCGCCGCGCCGCGCAGCUCACGGAGAGCUGCCGGCAGCGCGGUGCUAAGUUGGAGCAGGCGAAGCAGCUGCACCAGUUCCUGCGCGACCUGGAGCACGCGCGCGAGUGGAUCGAGCUCAAGAUGCACACCGCCACCGACACCAGCUACAGGGAGCUGUCGAACCUCCAGAGCAAGAUUCAGCAGCACUCGGCGUUCGAGUCUGAGCUGGCGGCCAACAAGCGCCGCAUCGACGACGUCGCCAACGGCGGCGAGGAGCUCAUCGAGGCGAACCACUACGCGGCGCAGGAGAUCGCGCAGCACGUAGAACACCUCGAGCGCCUGUGGCGCGAGCUCAUGCGAGCGGCGUCGGUGCGGCGCGCGCGGCUGCAGGAGGCGUACCAGGCGCGCGUGUACCUGCGCGGCCUGGAGGACUUCACCGCCUGGCUGGACGACGUCGAGGCGCAGCUGCUCAGCGAGGACCACGGAAAAGAUCUGUCGUCAGUGUCGGCGCUGCUGCGGCGGCACGGCCGGCUGGAGGCGGCCAUGAGCGGGAAGGCAGACGUGGCGACGCAGCUGGCCGACACGGCGAAGCAGCUCGCCGACAGCAAACACUUCAUGGCGGAGGAGAUCCUGGAGCGAGCCGAGCGCGCCGUGCAGAGGUACCGGCAACUGCAGGAGCCGAUGCAGAUCCGCCGCGACAACCUGGAGGACGCCGCCCAACUCUACCGCUGGGAGAGAGACGCCGAUGAGGAAUUCGCUUGGUUACGCGAGCGCGAGGCGGCGUGUCGCGCCGACGACGUGGGCUCGUCGCUGCCCGAGGCGCAGGCGCUGCUGAAGAAACACAUGGCGCUGGAGGCCGAGAUCAGCGCUCGUGAACCCACCGUGGAGGGCGUGUGCUCCCGCGCGACGACGCUCAGUCGGCGCGGGCACUUCGCGGGCGCGGAGCUGGAGGGGCGCGCGCGCGAACUGCGGGCGGCGCUGCGGACGGGCGUGGAGGCGGCCGCGCGUCGCGUCGCCGCGCUGCGCGACCGCGUCGAGCUGCUGCAGCUGUUGGCGGAGGCGCGCGAGGCGGAGGCGUGGCUGCUAGAGCGCCGCGCCGCCAUCGCGGGCGCCGACUCCGGCCGCGACGAGGAGUCCGCGCUGGCGCUGCAGCGUCGCCUCGAGGCGCAGCAGCGCGAGCUCGCCGCCUUCCUCCCCACGCUCACCAAGCUGGAGAAGGCCGCGGCGGCCGUGCAGGACCGAGUGGCCGACGGGGACCAGAUAAAGAACAAAAUCGAGGAGCUGAAGACUCGCUACGACGAGAUCAAGCUUUUGACGGCCAAGAAGCAACAGCGGCUCCAGCAGAGCCUCAAAUAUUUCAAGUUCGUGGAGGAGUGCGAGGAGGUGACGGAGUGGGUCGGCGAGCAGAUGGCGGUGGCAGCGAGCGAGGACUACGGGCAGGACGUCGAGCACGUGGAGGGGCUGCAGCAGGCCUUCGACAGCUUCAUGGCGCAGCUGCACGCCAACGAGGGCCGGAUCGAGGCGGUGUGCGAGGCCGGCGCCGCGCUGCUGGAGGAGAACACGCCGGAGGCCGACCGCGUCAAGCAGAAGAUCGAGGACGUGCGCGGCCUCUGGGACGACCUCAAGGAGUUGGCCGUCGCGAGACAAGAGGCGCUGGCUGGCGCGCGGCAGGUGCACGAGUUCGACCGGUCGGCGGAGGAGACGCUGGCGUGGGUGGCGGAGAAGGACGGCGCGCUGGCGCUGGUGCGGCAGACGCACCGCCUGGCGCCGCUCGCCGCCGACGUGCGCGCCAUCCGCGAGCGCCACGCCGCCCUCGCCGCCGACGCCGAGCGCCUCGGCGACGCCUUCCCCGACGCCCGCGCGCACGUCUCCGCCAAGCUCGACGACGUCACCGACGCGCUCGAGGCGCUCGACGCCCGCGCCGCCGCCGUGCAGCAGCAGCUGGAGCUCGCGCAGCAGCUCGAUGCCUACUUCGACACCUACCAGCAGCUCAUGGCGUGGACGAACGAGACGUUGGCGCGCGUGACGGCGCCGUCUCUGGGCGCGGACGUGGCGGCGGCGGAGCGACUGGCGGCGCGACACGCCGACCUCGCCGCCGAGAUGGACGCCAAGGACGAGGCCUUCGACACUUUCUACGCGGACGGCGAGAAGCUGGUGCGCGAGGGUCACUUCAUGUCGGCGGAGGUGGAGGGGCGCAUGAGCGGGCUGCGCGCGCGCCGCUCGCUGCUGGGCGACGUGUGGCGCGCGCGCGCCGACAUCUACCACCGCCAUCUCGACGCGCUGCUGUUCCUGCGCGACGCCGACGCACUCGACCAGUGGAUCACGGACAGAGUGCCGCUGGUGCGGGACGGCAAGUACGGAGACAGCCUCGCGCACACCGAGGAGCUCAUCAACAGGCACCGCGACCUCGAGGAGACCAUCGACGCGCAGAAGGACAAGUUCAACGCCCUGCGCCGCGUCACCCUCAUCGAGAAGGCUUUCAAGGACCAAAAACAGGAGGAGGAGGAGGAGAGGCGGCGGCACGCGGAGCGGCAGGAGGCGGAGCGGCUGCAGGCGGCGCGUCGGCGCGAGGUGGAGCGCAUCGCCGAGCAGCGCCGCCGCGAGAGCGACGCCCCGCCCCCCGCGCACCCCGCCCCCGACCCCGCCGACGACGACGACGCGCCCGAGACGCUCGCGCCCGCGCCGCAGUUCGACCGCCUGCCCAAGCCCGACGUCGCCGCCCACGUCAAGCGCGCCGAGAGUAUGAGCGUGGUGAAGACGCCGAAGCGCACGCCGUCGUUCACGACGCGGCGGCGCACGCAGAGCUUCCGGCGGCACCAGCGGCCCGACACGCUGCCGCCCGUGGAGAUGGAGGGACACAUGGAGCGCAAGCAGGAGGCGGGGCAGGGCGGCAAGCGCGCCACCGUGCGCUCCUGGCGCUCCUACUACGUGGUGCUGUGCGGCCAGCUGCUGUGCUUCUUCCGCGACGAGGCCGACUUCGCCAGCGCCAAGGCCGCCGCGCCGCCCGUCGCCAUACUCAACGCGGUGUGCUCGGCGGCGAGCGACUACACGAAGCGCGCGCACGUGUUCCGGCUGGCGCUGGCCGACGGCGCGGAGUACCUGUUCGCGUGCGCGUCGCGCGACCUGCUGAGGGAGUGGGUCGCCAAGCUCGCCUUCCACGCGCAGCUCCCGCCGCAGCUGCAGCUCACCCCCUACCGCCCCUCACAACCCUCCCCCACCGCUGACGUCAAGGCGCGCCUGCAACAGAACGCGUCGUCGUCGUCGUCCGCGGAGUCGUCGCCGGAGCCGCAGCGGCGCCGCACGCAGGCCGAGAUCCUGCACGAGCACCGCAGCAGCCAGCGCGCCCCCCCACCCCCCGCCGCACCCCCCGCCAACCCCGCGGAACGGAAUAUAGAGUCGUCUGUGCUGCCGUCUCUGCCGCCGCGCCAGCCGCCGCCCGCGCUCGACGACGCCGCCGACGUCAUACUAAGGAACUCGGAGACGACAUCGAGCGCGUGGGGGCGGUCGCGGUUCUCGAACGGGCGCGACGUCAGCGCCGACCUCAUCCGCUCCCAGCAGGACGCAGUGGAUUCGCCGCCGCCGCCGCCGCCGGAUCGUGCGCCGCCGCCGCCGGAUCGCGCGCCGCCGCUGCCGGAGCGCGGGCCGAACCUGCCGGAGCGCAACAACGGCGAGCGGCACCGCGACGGCCGGGAGAAGCAGUCGGUGACGGCGCUCGUGAGCAACUACCAGCGGCUGACGGACGGCAACCGCAACGCGCCGCCGCCGCCGGACCGCGCCAACAACAACUACGCGCCCGACGCCCUCCACACCGUAGACGUCGCGUACGGCGGCAGCAGGCCGGCCUCCGUCGCGGGCGGCUCGGGCGGCGCGGGCGGCUCGCCGGCGCUCGACCCCCGCCCCGCCUCCAGGUCGUCGGGCGAGUCGGAGCUGUCGGUGGGCGGCACGAAGGAGAAGAAGGACAAGAAGGGCGUGUUCGGGGGCCUGUUCAGCCGCAAGAAGCGCCCGCAGAGCCACAUGUGAGCGCCGCCCCCCGCCCCCCGCCUUGUAUAUACUACGCCCGUAACCUAGGGAUUGUGAUGUGAAACGACGGAAGAGAGUGCCUUCGACACAGUGCCUUGUUGUAAUCGUUGCUUGAUGCGUAGGUCUGUUAUGUCAGUCGUUUGUUAUGUCGCA